Exophiala viscosa is the source of this 1671-nucleotide messenger RNA. Its product is annotated as acyltransferase 3. Gene Ontology annotation, cellular component: membrane. Gene Ontology annotation, biological process: polysaccharide biosynthetic process. Bases 147 to 1550 code for a protein of 467 amino acids. The transcript has 3 exons. The record is from RefSeq and is a predicted model, not a curated record. Gene Ontology annotation, molecular function: acyltransferase activity, transferring groups other than amino-acyl groups. NCBI's taxonomy places the organism in Eukaryota, Fungi, Ascomycota, Eurotiomycetes, Chaetothyriales, Herpotrichiellaceae.
UCACUGGUCGGCACCUCCAACACACACAAAGCCAUCCCAGGCCGCCCGCAAACGUUCAAGCGUCGUAUGCUUUGAUGACAUUCUUCUAGGAUAUCUUCUCGUCUUUGUCUACCUUUUCUGCAACUCGACCGAGUUAUGAGGCGGUCAUGGAUACAGUCAAAGAGGCUCUGAGACGGACGAAACACUUUCGACUAUCGCCCGAGGCCAAAGAGCAGGCUCUGAAAGAUACCACCUGGGUUCAUGGCCUCAAAGGAAUCGCCGCUGUGCUCGUCGUCUCAUCACACCUCGUUCUCUGCUAUGCCAGGAAUCUCAUUCCACCAUGUUGCGCCCCCGGCAGUACUUCUCCGUCGCUCCUCCAAUGGCCGGUUUUUCGCCUCGUUGCCAGCGGACAUUCAUGGGUGGCAAUAUUUUUCAUUGUGAUGGGCUUCGUCAACGCCUUGAAACCUCUCAAACUCACUCGAUCUGGUCAGGCUGAAGAAGCUCACAGCAAACUCGCAUCAUCGUCGUUCAGUCGAAUCUUCCGGCUCGUGCUUCCGGCCACCGCCGCCACCAUCAUCAGUUGGUUCAUAUGCAACAUCGGAUUAUACGAGAGGGCCAGUCUCAGCGACGCCUACUGGUUGAAUGAGAAUACCCCUUCACCGAGUUCGAGCUGGCUACAAGCCUUUGCAGAUCUCCUGGACGGGUUGACCUCGACUUGGAUGUUUGGAGUUGAGAACCAAUAUGAUCAGCCGCAAUGGGCUUUGGUCUACCUUCUGCAAGGAAGUGUCAUGAUCAUCAGUGUACUGCUGCUCGUCACCUCGAUGACUACCCUCUGGCGAACUGUGACACUGGCGGUCCUUUCGAUCUGGAGUUUGAAUUGGAGCUGGGUGAUUGGUGAUCCCUGGACCGGUUUAUGUUGCUUUGCUGGCAUCAUGCUCGCCGAGCUGAGUCUGUCAACCCUCCCUAGGACCGCGGCCGAUCUGUCACCCUAUCUUUCGCCACUAUUGAUCCCACUAUCUCUUUUCCUCAUGUCAUAUCCAGGUUCGUACGCCGAGUCAGCUGGCUGGUCCAACUGGCUUUACGAGAGCGCCGUCCACUUCCUGCCGGAAAUCGUAAACGGAAACUUGGAUCGCAUGUACGGCUCACUUGGCGGUAUAUUGCUGAUGGUUGGUAUCAUCAUUUCUCCGCAUGCGCGUUGGGUACUCAGCAGACGACCCCUCGUCUGGCUUGGUGAGGUCAGCUUUGCCAUCUACCUGCUUCAUGGCAUGCUGUUGCGCACUGUGUUCGCAUGGAUCCUGCAACUCGGCCAACCAAUGACGCCAUUCGGUCGGAGAGCCGAAAAUGGAGCCGAAUAUCGUAUCGAGCGAUAUCCUGUUCCGGGGUUUAUGCAUUGCACGCUGGCUACGCUCGUUCUGGCAUUGUGCAUCGCCGGUGCAAGCCAUGUCUGGAACAUGAAAUUGGAACCGCUCUUUGGAAAAAUCACCAACAAACUCGAAGGACUAAUGACUGCGAAGACCUCAGUCGAGCUGAACUCUCCGGAAAAGAGUAUCUUGCCGAUUCGAAAGGAUUGAAUAUGAAGUUAUGACACAUGAAGGAUGAACAGUUUUUGACUUGCCGCAUCAUUGCGUUCAGCGCUCGACAGACGCCGUCUUUCAUGGACGGCCCUCGAUAUACCUCGAUAGCAUUCAGCAA